Messenger RNA from Adelges cooleyi (spruce gall adelgid), 2230 nucleotides. RefSeq names its product acetylcholine receptor subunit beta-like 1 (gene nAChRbeta1). The transcript is spliced from 9 exons. Gene Ontology annotation, biological process: signal transduction; nervous system process; chemical synaptic transmission. Gene Ontology annotation, molecular function: acetylcholine-gated monoatomic cation-selective channel activity; transmembrane signaling receptor activity. Lineage: Eukaryota; Metazoa; Arthropoda; Insecta; Hemiptera; Adelgidae. Gene Ontology annotation, cellular component: synapse; postsynaptic membrane; neuron projection. The record is from RefSeq and is a predicted model, not a curated record. Bases 672 to 2201 code for a protein of 509 amino acids.
UACCGGUUACCGGCGUGCCGCGCUAUCGUUUCUAUAUCCGCGCAUACACACGCACAUACGCAUACGGCCGCCCACAUUAAAAUAUAUAUAUACACAACACGCGCGCACGCAUUCACAUCAACGUCGCGGUCUGUGUCGCGCUCUCCCACCGUCUCUCGUCCAUACAACAACAACGUCUACCGUCAGAUAAAUUCAUAUCCGCGGUUAAUCCUCCGUCAUUAUUAUUAUUAAUAUAUUAUCAUAUAUAUACUAACGACGUCGCUUAUUGUGGUGUGUGCGCGCGUAUUUUGGAUAUCCGACCGGAUCUAUUUUUACCGAGACGAGUCUACGUUCUGUCUGUGUCCGCCUGAAUUGGAAUCCACUAAGUCGUUCGGUACGCGCAAUAUAGCAAUGUCGGCUAUGAUUUUUGCGGGUGGUGUCCCCGUUCCGUGUCGGUCGACAGUCAGCGGCCGGUGAACGGACGACACGCUCGACGAUAAGGCGACCUAUAGUGUCUUUUUUCCCCGGUAGUGCGUUGUGCCGACGGUUACGUUAACGAAGACGACGGCGGCGAUCACGGUUGUGUUGUGGACGAUGAAGUGGUGCGUUUCGCGGGAAGCGUGAAGAAAAAUGCAACGGCAAACGACAGAGACGACCACCACACCAAGACAGCCAAAGGCCGCAGCGAAAACAUGAACAUCCCCGCCCGACUGCUGAUGACCGUGUUAUUAAUCUGUUCAUGUUUCGUCCAAGGUUGCUGGUGUUCAGAAGACGAAGAGCGUCUGGUCAGAGAUCUGUUCAGAGGCUACAACAAGCUGAUCCGGCCGGUUCAGAACAUGACCGAAAAAGUAAACGUGCAGUUCGGUCUAGCGUUCGUGCAACUCAUCAACGUGAACGAGAAGAGUCAAAUUAUGAAGUCCAAUGUUUGGUUGAGACUAACGUGGACAGACUAUCAAUUACAGUGGGACGAGGCAGACUAUGGCGGUAUACAGGUGCUCAGAUUACCACCCGACAAAGUAUGGAAGCCAGAUAUAGUGUUGUUCAACAAUGCUGAUGGCAACUACGAGGUUCGAUACAAGUCAAACGUGCUCAUUCGACCAAAUGGAGAACUUCUGUGGGUACCGCCAGCCAUAUACCAGAGCUCGUGUACCAUAGACGUCACGUACUUUCCAUUCGAUCAACAAACUUGCAUAAUGAAAUUCGGCUCUUGGACAUUUAACGGCGAUCAAGUGUCAUUAGCACUGUAUAAUGACAAACAUUUCGUUGAUCUCUCCGAUUAUUGGAAAUCCGGUACAUGGGACAUAAUAGAGGUACCGGCGUAUUUAAACGUAUACGAAGAAAAGCCCACGCAGACGGACAUAACGUUCUACAUUGUGAUACGGAGGAAAACUCUGUUUUACACGGUCAACUUGAUACUUCCAACAGUCCUCAUAUCUUUUCUGUGCGUGCUGGUGUUUUAUUUGCCAGCUGAAGCCGGCGAGAAGGUUACGCUGGGCAUCAGCAUUUUACUGUCACUUGUCGUCUUCCUAUUGCUUGUCUCCAAAAUACUGCCACCUACUUCUCUAGUACUGCCGCUCAUUGCCAAAUACCUGUUAUUCACGUUCAUCAUGAACACCGUCAGUAUAUUGGUCACCGUUAUCAUAAUCAACUGGAAUUUCAGAGGCCCGCGAACUCAUCGUAUGCCGCCUUGGAUUAGGUCUGUGUUCCUGUCCUACUUGCCGGCGAUAAUGUUCAUGAAGCGGCCUAAGAAAACGCGACUGAGAUGGAUGAUGGAAAUGCCGGGCAUGAGCGGACCACCUCACCCUCAUCAUACUUCACCGUCGGACCUGCCUGCGCCCGCCCCACCGUGUUCCGCCACUCCGUCCAAGCACAAGAUGGAGGUGAUGGAGUUGGCUGAUUUGCACCACCCCAACUGCAAGAUCAACCGGAAAGCGAGCGCAGAACGGCGGGAGAGCGAGUGCUCCGACACACUGCUGUUAUCCCCAGAGGCGUCCAAAGCUACGGAAGCGGUCGAGUUCAUUGCAGAACAUUUGAGAAACGAAGACCAGUACAUACAGAUAAGAGAAGACUGGAAAUAUGUCGCAAUGGUUAUUGAUCGAUUACAGUUGUACCUGUUUUUUAUAGUAACCACAGCCGGUACUCUCGGUAUACUAAUGGACGCUCCACACAUAUUCGAAACUGUCGAUCAAGACAAAAUCAUCCAGAUCUACGGUGGAAAAUAAACAAUUACAAAAAAAAAAAAAUUAAUAAA